Dermochelys coriacea (leatherback sea turtle) is the source of this 4535-nucleotide messenger RNA. RefSeq names its product homeobox protein vent1-like. The transcript is spliced from 3 exons. Gene Ontology annotation, biological process: regulation of transcription by RNA polymerase II; cell differentiation. Gene Ontology annotation, molecular function: RNA polymerase II cis-regulatory region sequence-specific DNA binding; DNA-binding transcription factor activity, RNA polymerase II-specific. Gene Ontology annotation, cellular component: nucleus. The record is from RefSeq and is a predicted model, not a curated record. NCBI's taxonomy places the organism in Eukaryota, Metazoa, Chordata, Testudines, Dermochelyidae. Bases 755 to 1603 code for a protein of 282 amino acids.
CUGCCAGUUUAAAGAGGACAUUUCAAAGGAUUACGUGGUAGCUUCAUUUAGAUCUGCAUUUUGAAAGGCAGGGAUUGAUGUAAAAUCUCUGUUAUAACAGAGUUCUGGGUUGUGUUAAUGGGUGAUAAAUGUUCUCAGACACAGAACAGGGACCUUGCAUGAUAAAGAUACAAAACCCCUGCUCCAUUCACGCCCCUGCCCUAAGGAGCUCCCUGAUUAUGGCUGUAAUGAGAUGGGGUUGCUAAUGCUUGGAGAUCUAUGCAAUUUUAAAUAUGUCGUAUGUGCCUUUUGUGUUAGUCCAUCGAUGUUUGGAAGGGACAUGAUUGAACCCCAUCGUUCUGCCAUUAGCUGGAGUGUAACUGUCUUUAAAAGCCCUUUUGCUGGUCUUUUGUUUGGUGCGGCUGGAAUUGUCCAUGCCGCCACUCCCGCCUCCAGGGGAGAAUCAGGAGGGGCACAGAGCAGGUUUGCAUUUCAAGGGGGGCAGAAACGAUCCUGCAGACUCUCUGGAGCCAGGGGCUGCAGACAUUUGCCAGACGUGUGAACUCUACUCCUAACUGACGGCUGUUAUCUCUUUUCUCUCCGUACUUUGAUGUGGAUUCACACUUGCAAACGAGCCUGCGGGGGAGGCCCCCCUAUAAAUAAACGGAGGCCCCCCCACCCACCUGCCCUCCUCUCUAGCCGAGCAGCUCUAGCUAGGCCGAGGGAGCUGCAGGCAGCUCCUUCCUGAGCCUAGCUCCUUCAGCCGCCGCUCGCCAUGGGCGAGGCCGCCUGCUCCGUGGGCUUCCCGGCCCAGCCUGACAGCGAGGAGCAAAGGCCAGCGGGCAGGCCUCACAUCUGCUGCGUGCCUCCUCCGCGGGCUCCCACCUCCUUCAGCAGGAGUCCCCGCCUGGCCAAAGCAAAGCCCAAAGGGGGAGCCUCGGCCGGGGGCCAGCUCCAGCCCAGGAGCUCGUGCCGAGGGGAGCUGGAAGACACCAAGCCCCAGGAGUUGCCCAAUGACCGAGCAAGUCCCGCUCCCGAGGGCGGCUGGGUGAGCGCGGACGAGUCCUCCGGGUACGAGAGCGAAAGCGCCGCCUCCUGCAUCCCCUCGCCGCCGGGGGAGGACGAGCCCCAGCAGCGCAGGGCGCGGGCCGCCUUCGCCCCGGAGCAGGUCUGCAAGCUGGAGAAAACCUUCAAGCGGCUGAAGUACCUGGGGGCGGCGGAGAGGAAGAAGCUGGCGGCCGCUCUUCAGCUGUCCGAGGUUCAGGUCAAAACCUGGUUCCAGAAUCGCAGGAUGAAACUUAAGAGGCAAAUACAAGACCAUCAUCAUACCCUCAUAUCUUCAGAUCCCUUCUAUGGCUAUAAGCAAGGGACCCCACCAAAUAUGUUACAGGAUUAUUACCACUAUCCUAGUCCACAGCAACAAAGACUUCUGCCUUUUGCUCCUAAUUGUGCUUUAGAAUUCAACUCUUCCUUUCAAAUAUAUGACUCCCCAAACCCAUCAUACACCGUUAGGGCACAUGAUUUACCUUUUUUCCACCAACACUUUCUACCACAAUUCUCUGUCCAUCCAGUUAUACAGAACAAAAUGGACAACAAGCAAUUUAAUUCUCUUCAAACAUUAUAACCAAAGCAAAGUGGAAGAUAUGAGAAAGGUAUUAUAUUAUGUACAUAAAAUAUCUGUAGAAGUGUAUGUUUUAAUACAAAGUUUAAAUAUAAAGAUUCAUACCUAAAUUAAGUAUAAUUGUAUUUAAUUGAGAUUGAAUGCUGUAUGAGGCACUCUAGUCCUAAUUCUUGGGUUUAUACCCAACCUAUGUAAUUUGAAGGUUACUGAUCUGAAGGAUUCUGAUAGACUAUGCUAUCUUCUUUUAGUGUGUGGAUGCUUAAAAGGAUCUUUUGGUAUACAUUCCAUAUUGACAAUUAGUCUGGCCACAGGAGGAGAAUUCCACUGGACCUACUGCUGGCACUGGUGAGAACCCUAAUGUAGAUGUGAUGAAAGCAAAUUUUGUACAGGUUUGACCACACAGCCUUACCUACACUAGGAUCCACACCACGUAGGCAAGGCUAUGAGAUAAAAUUCAUUGUUUUAGAGAGGCAAAACCAACUGCUGGAGUCCCAUACUUGAAAAUAUUAUGCAAACAUUUAACCUAUAGCAAAAUCUUAUCAACUGUGAAGAAACUAUCAAUCUGGAGGCUUUGUUAUAGUAAUGUUGUUCAUCUAAUAGUUUUUUCUGUGCAUAUCCAACAAAGAAACCAGAUACAAUUAGGUUUCAGGUUUGCUAAUUGUUGGUAGUAAUACUCUUCUUAUAGUCAGAAAGCUGGCAGUGAAUUAAUGGCUUCUGAUGAGAUUAUACACAUAGAAAUACCAUUUCAGUGUUUUAUAUUGUAUAACAAGAACACCCAGUUAGGAUUAUGUGGCACAUUGGAACUAAGAGUUUACAGAUUGUCUUGUCAUCCUUUCCUGCUCCUGAGUUGGCAGUUAUGCAAUUUGUGACUUUGACCAAGUCCUCUUUUCCUAUUCUCAUCCAAGUGUUAACUGGCCUGUUUUUACAGCCAGUGAAAAUUAAAACUUUUACGCUCCUUAAAAGAGUACAAUGUACUGUCUUGUGAUCUCAGUACUGCAUAGUGUUUCUAUAAUAGGAUUCUGUAUAAAUUAUUGGGGAAGGGGAGCAUUAUUUACAGGAGGGAGCAAAGUGCUAGUCAGUUAGUUGUUUUGUGAUCAUAAAUUACUGCUUUACACUUCCAUUGCAUCUUCCAUUCAAAAACCUCAAAAUGUUUUACAAAGAUAGAACAUAGAAUAGUUGCACUGAUUUAUAUUGAUUUAAUUUCAUUGGUAAUUUACUGAAUUAAACUACAUUGCUAUAAACUUCUAAAGGAGUGUGCAUGCAUGGGCUUUAUCAGUUUAAAUCGAUUACAAAACUUGCAGUGGAAAUGGUGCAACUUUUGUGUGCAGACAAGCUCUUGAAAUAGGUAUUACUAUUUCUCCUAUGGGGGAAAAAUGAGGUAUAGAUGCUGGGAUUUGCUUCCAAUUGACUUCAGUGGAAAUUGCUGGGUACUUAGGCUAAUUUUCAAGAGUGCUAUUUAGGAACGUAACAUAUUCUUGAAAAUCUUUGCCUUAAAGUAUGAAUGAAAUCCCUUUUUAAAUGGAAUUUUAAUUUAAAAAUUUGGCACAAGGACUUGACAGAGAAGUAUUGAAUGCUCCAUGUAACUUUUUAGUAAAGCAAUAUUUUUUUUGCAGAAGAAACACGGAAAAAUUGCUCCCCUUUAAAAAUGUUGCUCUUGAUUUCAUCACUUUUUUUAGUUCCUUUAGUAGCUAUACUCAUUUCCUCCUUCCUCCUGAAAUAACAUUCUGGACUGACUAAUCUUGGUUGUAUGGAGGAAACUGGAGAUGAGAGCCCCCUGCUUCUGUGCUAAGGCAUCAGUAGAGCCACAAAUGAGUAUGUCUUUGCCUAUAGCAUGAAAUAGUUUGAAAUAUUACAGGCCUGAGGAGAUUAGUUUAAUUCUGGCUGUUGGGCUUGAUGUGGAGGUGGCUGGGUUGUGUUUAGUGACCUGUAAUAGACAGGAGGGCGAUCUGGUGUUCCCUCCUGCCCUUAAACUCUGUGACUACAAUGAGAAAAGGGUGUAGCACAACUAGAAAGCCUUGUUAAGGUACAGGCUACAAUCAUUGAAACUGUGUUGGUUAGGCAUGUUAGACUCUCCUCCUACCUCCAUGCUUUACUGCAGCUAGUUAACAUGGCUUUAGUUGUUAGAUCUUAACAGGGCUUUUCAAUUGUUUGAAUUAACCUUGGUUAGAAAACUGGCCCUUUAUUGAUGGGGGGUUGGGGAGCGUGUAUUUUUAAUCCAGUUAAAUACAAUUGAAAAAGCCCAUUGAAGCAUGUCCAUAUACAGCUGCCAAAGUUUGUAUAUUGCAUACAUGAAUCAGUGGUGCUGGAACUAGGGAUGCUGCUGCAUCCCCUUGGUUAAAGUAGUAAAAACAGACACCAAAUAUAUGGUUUCCAUCAUCAGCACCUCACUAUAAAAAUUGUUCCGGAACCCCUGACAUGCAUACUUGUCUGCUUGUGUGGAUGCAAAGCAUGGUGCAAGGGGUAGGAAGCCCAGUGUGCCAUAAGCUCCUCUGUCCAUUGUUAAGUUGAUCUAACUUUGUAGUGUAGUUUGGGCCAUAAUAGGGCUUUUUAUUUGUGCUUAACAUGAUUGAAAAACACACCCUUUUGGCCCUUGAGAUGGGGCCACUGCGUUGCUGCUUUAGCUCUCCAGCCACAUUGUAUCUGUAUCAAUGACUACCCCCAAACAUUGCUGCAGCUAGAUAUAGGAAAGAAACAUUCAAUUUCUUGUCCUGAUGCCUCAGCAUAGAGGCAUUAAGUUCACCCCCAAACCAAUCCUUUUCUCUCCCUUCACUUCCCUGAAAUAAAGACUGCAUUUUUUUGUGUGAGCAUAAGUGCAAACAUGUGCUUUCUAAGAGGAAAAUCAUGAUUCUAGAGAUAAUGAAUUUUUCCAUUUGCUUAUGAUUCAAAAAAAUGGGGAGGGGGUUUAUGAGAGGCAGAAUUAGUUGUGGGUUGACCC